AUCUCAUAUUUUUCACAUUUCUAGUCUGAAAAAUACGCUUGAUUCGAAACUUCUCUAACGUUCUUGCUUCCUUUACUCUGCCAUGAUGCUUCGUAGCAAUAUCUUUCUCUUCUUUUUGGUCGCCUUUGUGGCCAUUGUCAGCGGCUCUCAGGAAGCCGGUUUCCGCGAAAAUGUCGAUGGCGUUGGAGACAAUCUCGUGGAAGACCAGAUGACACGUGUCUUGUUGAACGAAACAAACACCACGGCAAGCGGCAAUGAUGACGAAAACAAUGGCGAGAACGAAAUCUUCGGAAUCGACGUGGGCAAGAGCGGUGCGGGCACCACCACCACCUGGAUGGUGUAUUUGUCCUCCCUACUAGCUGUCUCGGUUGCCCUCGCCUCCCUAUCUUAGGUAGGCGAAUCGUGCUUGUAUUUGUCAGGAGCAAUGCCUUGGGAGCUGAAGUGCUGUGGAAUCAGCUACAGUACCGUCGGUACAAGAGGAAGCAUAUUCAUGACAUACGUCCCAAUGUGCUUAGACUGUCGGUACGGUGUGGUAAAAUUACUCCUCUGUUAAUAUUUAAAUACUACUAGUUAGUACUAACAACCCUUUGAGAGCCAUAGAACUGCUAGACUCCAACCAGCGUCACACUUUCAGCUAUUUCAAAAAUAAAGUACUCCAUUUGUGUCGAAUUGACGCGAGAUAUUUUGUAGUUGUAGUGACGUGCAUGUUGUAUACAGUUCAAUUAUCAUUAUUAUCAUUUGUUCAAAAGGACAUAGAUUGUGUUUCUAACUAGGAAACGAAAGUGGUAUAUCGUGCUCGUUUGCACUGCUCUGUAUCCACUAUUCCUUCCUUCCCUUCCCACCUCAAAGACAGAAGUGCAUAAAAACUCGGACAGAGCGCUUGAUCGAAGGCCGGUCCUUGCAUCGAUUGCUUUCCUUUGCGCCCCUUAAAAACAUGCAUUAUAGAUGCAAUGGGAUACAAUGAGAUCCACAUGGAAAUAGCUGCAUCACUUUCACUGCACCGGCUCGUUGUCCCCUCCGUUGCUCGAAGAGGGGGGGGCGGAGGGGGCCGGAGAUGCUAUGUCGGUAUUGGCGGAGAUCUGAUCAUUGCUUUCCUCUUGCACUGGCGGGGUUUUGUCUAUACCUGCGUUUCCAACCUCCAUCACCACGAUUUUAUCGGUAAUGGCGUUCUCCAUUGCCAUCUUUUCUUCCUGCGCCAGACUAAGGUAGUAUUUUUUGAACUCGCCGUAGUCAUGGAUAGCCACCAAGAGGUACACCAGGGAACAGAUCAGCCAAAAGACAGCAAAUACCACGGCCGAGAUCCCGAGCUUCCAGUUGUCGUACUCAAAGACGUAAAAGUAGGAUGUCACGGCAUCCCCGACGGUUCCAAUUAGAAAGGAGAAAUCAGCGAGGUAAAACCAGGCCGUCACGGAAAUGCCAUAGAUCCGCGCGUAUUCCUCGUAGUCAUCGACCUCCGAGGUGCCCUGCAGACGUUGGCAUACAAUCAUGAUUGCUUCCAGGGCCCAGAGGUUGACCGAGAUGCAGUUGGUUAUGUUGCUCCACAGGGGAUUCUUGUUGGUCAGGCAGGCCGACACCACCCCGAAGGCAGCCGCAAGCAUCAUGAGAUAGUAGAGCAUGCGGUAGAUGAACUUGGCCUUGCGCGCAAGGACGACUUCGAUGGCMCCGGUAACAAGAAAUCCGGAGGCCGCAAAGAAAUAGAUCAUCAUGUACUUACUGACGUAGGAUUCGGGAAAGGGAGCAUUUGCGUUGGCAAUUUUCGGCUGCCAGAAGUAGUCGUCCUCAAAGAAGGCCGUAUUGUUGUACCAAUCCACCCAGGUAUAAUCAUCGUCGGCCAUUGUUACGUUGGACGGAAUAUGGCCAUCUUCGGUGCAGUUGAUAAAGUAGUUCCACCAAGCCGCAUCGUCAUCAGCAAAAUAAACAUGGCGGGGGACGUCCUUGUAAAACCAAUAGGCGUCCAUAACCAUGGAAGCCAUUGCAACAUAGAGAAUGGAGGAAGCAACGAAGAUGACGGCCGACAAGAUGUGCCACUUGGAAUUGCGAUAUUCUACCACGGUAUCGUCAUCGUCGACAUCGGCUGAUUUGUCGAAGCGGCCGUAAAGCGUUCCGUCUGCUCCGUAGUAAGAAUCGCGUCCGCGGUAGUGACGGGUGGGCUUUCUCGGUUUCAUGAUGGAUGCGUUUCCCAUGCCGUCGUCGCCAACGAAUUUUGCGUCAUCCAACUCGUCUUGCUUCGGAUUUUCUCCGUCUUCGUCGGGGAAAAUUGGGGAUUCUUCACCGACUUUUGGUUUUUCCUCCAUGUUGCUUGUUUUGUCUUGAUUAAAUAAAUUCUAUUGAU
This is a messenger RNA of Pseudo-nitzschia multistriata, 2332 nucleotides long. The record is from the annotation of a GenBank genome assembly. NCBI's taxonomy places the organism in Eukaryota, Bacillariophyta, Bacillariophyceae, Bacillariales, Bacillariaceae.